Ostrinia furnacalis (Asian corn borer) is the source of this 2441-nucleotide messenger RNA. Its product is annotated as transmembrane protease serine 9-like. Lineage: Eukaryota; Metazoa; Arthropoda; Insecta; Lepidoptera; Crambidae. Gene Ontology annotation, biological process: proteolysis. The transcript is spliced from 20 exons. The record is from RefSeq and is a predicted model, not a curated record. The coding region runs from base 72 to 2435 and encodes 787 amino acids. Gene Ontology annotation, molecular function: serine-type endopeptidase activity.
CCUGCGAAUACUUAGCACGUAUAGUUAAUGUGUUGUGAAUAAGCGGAACUGAGUGAAAUCUUAGUGUAGUCAUGAGAACUGUGGUGGUUCUGUGUGUGAUAAUAGUGUCAACCAGUUGUUUCACUACGGACGAUGUAGAGUCACUUCGAAGAGAGAAAAGACAAGAGGCAAGCUGGAAUUGGGGCUCUGGCGGCGAUGAAACACCAUCGAUUAGGAAUUCAGAAAGUCAGAAACUAGUAGCAACUGAGCCAACAACUACAACUGAGGAGCCAAACCCAUGCCUGAAUAGGUACAAGCCUGAAGUGAAGGACUUUAAUAGACCAGGUCGAAGGCUCAGCGAAGUGAAAUGCUAUGAACAUAUCUACGACAUUAAAGUUCGCGAGGAGACAAGAAAGAGUAGUGACGCAUGUUUGGCCUACGAAAUUAAACACCCCGGGCCAUACGGACCUUACUAUGCCAUUGGAGGUGUAAGUGCGAAACCUGGAGAAUUCCCUCACAUGGGCGCCAUAGGCUGGAAGGCGGCUGUAGGCACGUGGAUCUUCAAAUGUGGAGGCUCGCUCAUCAGCGACAAAUUCGUGCUGACUGCUGCGCACUGCACGAAGGCAUCCGAGCGAGACACGAGUGUUGCCGAUGUCGUGCCCAAGAUCGUCAGAUUGGGAUCUAAUAAUAUUGCUGAUGAUUAUCUCAACGACACGUUACCAACCCAGGCGAACAUCAAACGUAUAAUAGAGCAUCCGAACUACAAAGCCCCAAUGAAGUAUUACGACAUAGCUCUGAUGGAGUUGCAGAAUCCAGUGCAAUUCGACAACUACGUACAACCUGCUUGUCUCUGGAGUGGUGAGAGCAGUCCUUUGAUCGGGCAGAAGGCGACAUUGACCGGAUGGGGUGUUGUUGAAACAGUCAGCAGAACAACGGCUCCAGACCUUCAAGCGGCGGUGGUGGAUGUCUUCGAAUCGGACUUGUGUGAUAAACUGCUGAAGCCUUCCUGCAACCGGCACUGGUGCGGGAUGCAGGAUCACCAGCUCUGCGCCGGGAAACUGGCGGGCGGUGUUGAUGCUUGCCAGGGCGACUCAGGAGGACCUCUUCAGAUAAAGAUCCCACUACCCCCCACCACCAACGGACGGAUGUACUACAUAGUGGGUGUGACGUCAUUCGGCAUCGGCUGCGCGCUGCCCAAUCUACCAGGCAUCUACACCCGCGUGUCCAGCUUCAUCGACUGGGUCGAAGAUAUUGUUUGGAAAUAUGUAGUCAUGAGAAGUGUAGUGAUUCUGUUUGUGUUAUUAGUGUCAUCCAAUUGUUUCACUGCGGACGAUGUGGAGACACUUCGAAGAGAGAAAAGACAAGAGACAGGCUGGAAUUGGGGCACUGACGGUGAUGAAACACCAUUAGAUAGGAAUUCUGAAAGUCAGAAACUAUCAACUGAGCCAACAACGCCGACGACUACAACUGUAGAGCCAAAUCCUUGCCUGAAUAUGUACAAGCCUGAAGUGAAGGACUUUAACAGGCCAGGUCGAAGGCUCAGCGAAGUGAAAUGCUAUGAACACAUUUAUGACAUUAAAGUUCGUGCGGAGACGAAAAAGACUGAGGACGCAUGUGUGGCCUACAAUAUUAAACACCCUGGUCCAAUCGCCCUUGGAGGCCAAUUUGCCAUUGGAGGAAAAAGUGCGGAACCUGGAGAAUUCCCUCACAUGGGCGCCAUAGGCUGGAAGGCGGCUGUAGGCACGUGGAUCUUCAAAUGCGGAGGCUCGCUCAUCAGCGACAAAUUCGUGCUGACUGCUGCACAUUGCACGAAAGCAUCCGAGCGAGACACGAGUGUAGCCGAUGUAGUGCCCAAGAUCGUCAGAUUGGGAUCUAAUAAUAUUGCUGAUAGUUAUGCCAACGACUCGGUACCAGUCACGGCGAUCAUCAAGCGUAUAAUAGAGCAUCCGAACUACAAAGCCCCAAAGAAGUAUUUCGACAUAGCUCUGAUGGAGUUGCAGAAUCAAGUGCAAUUUGACAACUACGUACAACCUGCUUGCCUUUGGAGUGGUGAGAGCAGUCCUUUGAUUGGGAGGAAGGCGACAUUGACCGGAUGGGGUGUUGUUGAAACAGUCAGCAGAACAACGGCUCCAGACCUUCAAGCGGCGGUGGUGGAUGUCUUCGAAUCGGAGCUGUGUGAUAAACUGCUGAAGCCUUCCUGCAACCGGCACUGGUGCGGGAUGCAGGAUCACCAGCUCUGCGCCGGGAAACUGGCGGGCGGUGUUGAUGCUUGUCAGGGUGACUCAGGAGGGCCUCUUCAGAUAAAGAUCCCACUCCCCCCCACCACCACUGGGCGGAUGUAUUACAUCGUGGGCGUGACGUCAUUCGGCAUCGGCUGCGCGCUGCCCAAUCUACCAGGCAUCUACACCCGCGUGUCCAGCUUCAUCGACUGGGUCGAAGAUAUUGUUUGGAAAUAAAUUAUU